This is a messenger RNA of Hypanus sabinus (Atlantic stingray), 3051 nucleotides long. RefSeq names its product dickkopf WNT signaling pathway inhibitor 3b (gene dkk3b). The transcript is spliced from 7 exons. Gene Ontology annotation, molecular function: co-receptor binding; receptor antagonist activity. Gene Ontology annotation, biological process: negative regulation of canonical Wnt signaling pathway; multicellular organism development. NCBI's taxonomy places the organism in Eukaryota, Metazoa, Chordata, Chondrichthyes, Myliobatiformes, Dasyatidae. The record is from RefSeq and is a predicted model, not a curated record. Gene Ontology annotation, cellular component: extracellular region. Bases 68 to 1132 code for a protein of 354 amino acids.
AUUGGAGGAGGGACGCGGGGAGGCGGGGCCCGGGAGCGGACCGGAGCGGAGUGGACCGAGAGCGGCGAUGGGGGUUUCACGGCUGCGGGUCGGUCUCUUGCUCCUGGUGUGUCUGGGUCAGUGUGCCCGCGGGCGCGGGUCUCCGGCCCCGGCAGAAGCCGGCCUGCGGGAGAUGCUGCAGGAGGUGGGCGAACUGAUGGAGGACACGCGGCACAAACUGCAGGGAGCAGUCCGGGAGAUGGACCUGGUGCCAGGGAGGAUGAACUGGGACACCGAGCCACUCCCCAUCUCUGAGGACCAGCACGAAGAACCUGCCUCCCCCCUCGGAACUGGAGAGCCAGACAUCGGCACGUUGCAGGGAGCCAGGAAGGAGUGUAUUGUAGAUGAGGACUGUGGGAAGCACCAGUUCUGCCAGACAGACCCGUUGGAGCCCAAAUGCCUUUGGCGGAGAGCAGAGCACGAGAAUUGUUCUCGAGAUGUGGAGUGUGACGAGGACCGCCUGUGUAUCUGGGGGCAAUGCCAGGCAGGGGCAGUAAGAGGAGAGCAGGGUUCCAUCUGUCAACAGCAGUCAGACUGUCAUCCACACCUCUGCUGUGCCUUCCACACUGAUCUCUUGUUCCCUGUGUGCACCCCCUUGGCUGAGAAGGAUCAGGUGUGUCACAACCCUGCCCACCAUUUGUUGGACCUAGUCACUUGGGAAGUGGAACCGGACGGGGCUCUGGACCGAUGUCCCUGUGCCGGGGGACUGCAUUGUGCACCAGAACGCAGAGUCCAAGGAGGUGUGGGGGACAGCUGCCAGGCUACGGGUAUCAACACAGCAUGCCCAGAAAUUACUAGCCCUAACCCAGACAUCUUUGGAAACAGGAGCAGCCGGUGGAAAUCCACACAAUCGUGGGGGAAGUUUACUCCUUCCAGAGCACGGUGUAACAGUGUGAUAUCCGUAUGCCAGGAAAACCAGUGGAUCAGUGUCACGAAAGAUCUCUCUGACUACAUGGAAGAGGGGCCACUCCCCAGCGCAGAGAACAUAGAUCCCAGUGAACGGGGGAAGGCAGAGGCUGUGUUCUGGACUGUACGCAGUACCAGGUUGGAUUCCACAACUGGGAGAACACAGGAAGACAAAAAUCACAGCUGACUUGCUGUUUGGUCCAAUCUCUCCCAAACCUAGCCUACACACAAUCCUUUCAAGUGAUUAUGGAAAGUCAGGAGCAUAGAGGCUAGAUAAUUGUUGUAACAAUCCAUUGGAAAAUAGUGUAGUGUUUCUGGUAAUGGCAUACUUUAGUAACACCUUCAGCUGUUUAGUGAUCUGUUGUUCACACUCAGUAAAUUUAUUUAGAGGAACUGUAUGGAACAUUGCCCAGCAACCCACUGAUCUACGUUGGCCAAAGCACAGGACAAUUACAAAGACCAAUUAACCAACCUGGUAAGUCUUUUGGACUGUGGGAGGAAACCCACGUGAUCAUGGACUGUAGACUCCUUACAGAAUCGAACUCUGAUGCCCGAGCUGUAAUAGCGUUGUGAUAACUGCUAUGCUAUCCGAAAGGACUCUGCUGCCAAUCCUUAAACAAACAUCACUGGUGGAUCCUUCCUUCCCCCUGCAUGGUGAUCUCCCACCCACCUUAUUCUGGCUUCCGACCCCUUCCUUUCCAGUCCUGAAACUGUUUAUUCAUUUCCAUAGAUGCUGCUUGACCUGCUGUGUUCCUCCAGCAUUUUGUGUGUGGGCUGGUUGUAGAUGGGGCAUCGCUAGCUGUUAAACUGGGUCUUAGUUCCAGUGAAUGAGAAAGAAUAGUUAGAGACACCUACAGCUCCGACAACUGGCUCCAGGUUUAGUUUAGAACUUCUUUUGUUUCAAACUCAUGUUUAGAAUUGUAAGCUUUUUAUAAAAUUACCAGAUCUACAGAAUAAUCAAUAAAAAGUACAUCUUCCAGAGGUAAUGUUGGGGCCUUGGUAUGAUUCAUAUAAACUGUAGAAAGCAGAAUCUUUGCGGUUCAUGAUCCAGCAGUGACACAGAAGAGCCAUUGAGUGCAGAAUCUGGCCCGUCCCUUCUGCUGCUGUGAAGCCACAAGGCUGGUCAGUGACACAGAAGAGCCAUUUAGCCCAUUGAGCGCAGAAUCUGGCCUGUCCCUUCUGCUGCUGUGACACAGAAGAGAGCUAUUUGGCCCAUCGUUUACUCCCAGCACAGGAAUGCCAUUAGCUGCUGCAUUGUGCACAAUUUUGUUCACCCAUCUACAGGGAAGAUAUUAUUAUCAAGAUUGAAAGAGUGCAGAAAAAAUUUACAAGGAUAUUGCCAGGAUUUGAUAAGGUUGAAUAGAUUCCCUGGAGUUGAGGAGAACAAGAGGGAAAUUUGAUGCAGGUAUAUAAAAAUUGUCAUCGAUUCUGGGGAGGCUGUACAAACUGGCAUACACUAACAGCCAGGAUCGGUAUGGUUUGGAAGCCUGGCAGUGAAUACCUUACUGUCACCAGUGAAACCUUUCCCUGGUGAAUCUCUUCCAACAGCUCCAAAACCGAGCCUUCGGGCUGAACUCAAUCUCUCAAAGCCAAUGUUCUUCCAGUUGCCACCACUCCCACCCAUCCACGGUCGUGCAGGAACAGGAAUUUCCCACUUGGAACCAAAACAUUAAACAGUUCUCCACCGUUAAUCUGCACCCACACAGUCUGAUACAUAAACCAAACCUGACAGUCCUUGCAUUCACUGUUUGAUUCUGGCUUUGAGUGGAGGCAGGUCUAGAAAGUAGUGAGGGAAAAUUAAACUGUCACUGUAUGGACCAACAACUACAGUCCUGACUUCAGGACAGGGAGGAUGGGAGACCACAAGACAGUCAAUAUCAAGGAGUGGAAAGGGUGAGCAGUUUCAAGUGCCUGGGUCUCAACAUCUCGCAGGAACUACUCCAUCAUAUAUUGAUGCAAUUACAACAGACACCUGAUUCCGAGGGUCUCAGCCCAAAAUGUUGACUUUUUAAUUUCCUCCAUAGAUGCUGCCUGAACUGAGUUCCUUCAGCAUUGUGUGUAUUGAUCUGCUGUAUUUGUUCAGUGAAAUACAAUUGUCAGCCCAGA